Naegleria fowleri is the source of this 4107-nucleotide messenger RNA. RefSeq lists its product as uncharacterized. NCBI's taxonomy places the organism in Eukaryota, Heterolobosea, Eutetramitea, Acrasida, Naegleriidae. The transcript has 3 exons. The record is from RefSeq and is a predicted model, not a curated record. Bases 1 to 4107 code for a protein of 1368 amino acids.
AUGUUGCAACUUCCUCGUAACGAAACAAGCUCGUCAUCAACAGCAACGACAACCACAACGACAAGUCAUAACAGCACAUCACUUCUCAAUAAGAAAAUUUCAGCACCUUUUUCAUCCCGACAAUCACUCCUCGCUGCGCAACAAUGCAUUUUCUUUUUGGGAUGUCCCUUCUUAGGAAAGACAUCGCACUAUGAAAGUGUUUAUGAAUUGAGAGGAUUUGAGCGGAUAUCUUUUGAAACAGAUCGAUUAAAGAAUAUUUCGAGGAUGUUUGAUCUACUCUCAAAAAAUAGAAAGAUUGUCAUUGACGAUGAAAAAACCAUGUCAUCUUCCGAAGGUCGAAAAAAGCUCAUUGAGAAGAUUAAAACUGAACAACCACAAUGCUCAAUAGAAUGUAUCACAUUUUACCCCAAAUAUGGAGAUUUACAAAUCGAAAUUGCUAAAAUAUUUCAUUUGUGUGAAUAUUUUGAAGUGAACAAUUUUGAAAUGAAUGAACGUUUUGACUCUCUCGAUAAAAUUUUGAAAGAAAUUAAAUCUUCACGAGGGGACGAAAAUUCCAGCAAAUCACUUCUCACUCACCCCUCACCUGAUGAGGGCUUUGGAAAAAUUUCAAGUCAAGAAUUACCACUUUUUAUCAACCGAAAGGAAUCAGAUUUUUGUUAUCGAUCACUCAUUAUUGACACGUGCUCUGCAAAUUUAUUCAUCUAUGACUCGAAAAAACGAAAGGUUCAAUUUAAAAAUUCCUCCGUGAUAAAGAGCCAACUUCUAACGUGGUCUGAGACAUUCCAGGAACCUAGAGUAAUUUUCAUUUUUAAAGAUAAGGAAAGUUUCCGAGUUUCCCUUAAUAUUCCUGCAAACCAUGUGAACUCCCUAAACGUCAUGCAUUUACUAAGAGAUGCUAUUGUUGAUCUAGGCCUCCCAUUCCCAAUUUAUUAUUGCACCGAUAUUGAAAAUAGAAGUUUAGUGACUAUCUUUUGUCAGAUAUUCUACAUGUAUUCGAUACGAAUGGAUGAAUCGUUAUUUGUGACCGAUCUUCCUCGACAAGACAUUCCCAACGACAUUUUUCGUAUUUUCCAUAAAAUAUGCGUUUUAGACUAUUCAACAUUUUUCUCAGAGCCACAAAACGAUUUUCGAACACUACUCUCACAUCAACAACAAUACGACUUGCCAACAAUUACCCUCCAAUACUUACCUAACUCUAAAUCAGUAGAUGCUCCUAAACCUAGAAGAUAUCCACUCCUAAAUCAGCUCAAUGAAAAUGAAAACGUGACAGAUCAACCUUAUUUUGAGUAUCAAAAGAGAGGCAUGCGACACGGAAUAGUAUUACCCAGAAACUUCAUUUCAUACUUUGAGUAUAAGGAAGACUUUUUCGAGAAUGUACUAACAACCAUUGGUAUGGAUGAUGGCGAUGAUGAAAAUAUAGAAUAUAACGAUCAAAGAAAAGCUACCAUCCUUUUUGGUGAUGAGGAUCUUGAUCAAAUGAUGCAAGAUGAGGACACUGAUGAAAAGGAAGAUCCCUUCUCCAAGUUACAAUACCUACGAGAGUUACGCAAAAAGAGUGAAGAGAAGGCAGCAAAAACCAAUAAUAAUGGAAUGAUGACCAAUAUGACUACAGAUCGUAUUGUGGCCCCGUCAUCAUCAUCAAAGAUUAGUCAUGUGACAGAUCCUUUUGGAAAUAAGGGUUCCACAACCAUGAAAUCUCAAAAUGGUGAUGGAAUGGAACUAUCAACGGCGUCACAAAUUGCAGAUGCCUUCCCAUCUCAAAGCGUAUCGUCAUCAUCAGUACCACCAUCAACCGUUUACACCACAGUUGUGGAUAGCUCAAUACUUUCACAGCUCCGUAUUAACAUGUCCAUUUUCCAUAUUAUGAAUCAUUUUGGAGCCGUUUAUUUUCAACGUGGUAGAGACUACAAGAACGAAUACAGAAUUGAUAAUUUUAGAACAAAGAUCAUCAAUAAUAUUGCAUUCAAGUUGUACAGUACAUGUAUGGGCUCUCGAGAAGAACCUUACAAACAAGAGAGUAUUAUUAAGGAUGGGAAACUUCUGAAAGCGAUUUGUAAUUGCCCCAUCGGUGGUGAAGGUCUUUGUAAACACGUGUGUGCUCAGAUUUUAGCAUUCAGAGAAAAGGAACAAUACAUGAAAGAGAAAUCGGAAUAUCUCAAUGUCUCCAAAUCUGAACGAAAAUUACCUCCUCCUGUUGCUUUCACCAUGUUAGAACCCAUUCUCGAUGAAUGGUGUGUAAAAGUGAAAGUUAUCAAGAAACACAAUGAAAAAACAUGGGCCAACGAGAGAGGUUCAGGUCGCGUUUGUGCAAUUACAGUCGAAGAUGAACUCUCAUCCAAGAGGUUCAAAGUAAUCAUGUUCAAUGAUUUAAUUAAUGAAUUUUAUGACAAGAUGGAGGAAGGAGAGACUUAUUAUAUUAAUAAGGGCCACUUGAUCAAGAAAUCCAACGAUGACACGUAUGAAAUUCAAUUAUGUGCCAAUUCGUUAGUGAGAAAUAUUCAUGAAGUAGGUGUGAAAUUUAAAGAUGGUGGCACUUCAAAGAGUGCUACCGAUUUUAAGAAAAUAUUUAAUGAGGUGGUUGAGAUGCCGCAACAGCAAGGCAUUCAAUUUGAAGAGUUUAAGCCAGUAUCGUAUGUAUCCAUGCCACAGAGCUCAACAUCCUCAUCCCUCAUUGCUCCAUCACCAGAGAAGAAACGAAAACACAUCGAGACGACUUUUGAAGAUCAAACAGGUAAUGAUGAUAAUCUCGAUGCUAUUGGACGACAACAGAAGCAAGAGAUUGACGCAGAAGAAGUACCUGAUCAGCAGCACAUUUCAUCCCAUGAAUCACCCAGUAAGAAGAAAAAACAAAAUACCUCGUCGCCAUCAAUUGAUACCCGCUUCGAUCAUAUCCUUAAUGGACUACCCACUCAAGAGAGUCAACAUUCGAUCAUUGCUUCUCAACCCGUGCUUCUUCAUUCCUUGUUGCAACCUUCUCACCAUAGCCAACAUUCUGUAUCCUCUACAAGCGAGAAUGGUAGUCAAAGAAGUCUUAAAAGCAGUCGAAGCAGCAGCAGUGGUGGUGGCAGUGGUAGUGGUGUCAUUCAACCAUCAUCACACACAAUUCGAGUCGAGCAUAGAUCCUCCUCACAAGAAGCACUUUCCCCAGUGCUGUUCGCAGGAGUGGCUGUGAAAUUUCAACAACAAACACACCCCUCUCAAACCAUCAUUGAAUCAACGCCACCCAGUCAAGAAGAGUCACAAAAAGAGUCGCAAUAUCAUCAAUCAGAAGCAGCACCACAACAGAUUGUCUCCUCAUUCGCGAGUAGUACAACUCUUUCCUCCCAUAAUAAUAGGAAUAACCCAUCACAAAAUCAUACCGCCAAUUCAUCAACUACUGAGAACAAUGUCACAGGCAUCAUUGGCGAUGACCACAAUAAUAACAACACCAACCACACAACUUGUGGCGCUUCACCACUCUCAUCGACCACUCCAAAAGGUCUUUACUUUUUCGUGGACGAAGAUGAAACGAAUUCACACUAUCCAAAUUCGACCCUGCAUGACAUUUUCUUCACACCUUAUAAAUCCAAGUUGUCUUCUGCUUCCUCUGAGCAAUAUCAGCUUGCUUCGCCUCCACUCAUUUCGGACGUCAGUAUCGAGGAAAUUAUUUCGAGUACGGACAACAUGCAACAACAAGAAGUAGUAGAGGAACGACCUAAAAGUCCCCACUCACUGAGCCAACACAAUAAGCCACCUGUGGUUGAAGUUGUAUAUUUGAGUGAUGACGAUGGUGUGGAAAUUUUAGAACAUGCCACCCCUCAAAAAAGUAAGAAAUCUCAAGCCUGUACAGGACAAAGCUCCACCAUCUCAUCACCGACAUCUUUGACUAGUCGUUCUCCUAAUACGACUCUUUUAACAGAUGAAGAGACACCACGAUCCAUGAAAAGUAUCAAUUCCACACCACUAUUCACCACUCCACCCCUCGCUAAUUUGACUUUAUCAACACCUCCACAACCAUCGUCGACAAGCUCAACAGCAACAACUACCUCUUCCAACACAGCAACAAAAACACCAAAGAAAGUAAGCUUGAAAUUUUUAUUGGAUAAUAACGACAUGUCAGAUCUGUAG